Pangasianodon hypophthalmus (striped catfish) is the source of this 1839-nucleotide messenger RNA. Its product is annotated as leucine-rich repeat-containing protein 36. The record is from RefSeq and is a predicted model, not a curated record. The coding region runs from base 155 to 1555 and encodes 466 amino acids. The transcript has 9 exons. Lineage: Eukaryota; Metazoa; Chordata; Actinopteri; Siluriformes; Pangasiidae.
AGCUACAAAGAGAAUCAUUUCUGCCUUCACCACUUUCAGUGAACCUUCCCAAAAUCUUUCACGUGUUGCAAAAAAAAUAUUCCAAAAAUUAAUCAGAUUUAGAACUGUAAAAAAGUGAAAAGCUUGUACAAGAUGAUUCAUUAAUGAGUGAGGGAUGAGUUCUGGGAAAGCGGUGAAAGAGAAAAAGAAAACGCAAAGCGAUCAACAGGAUCUUAUGAGCAACACUCUGGUAUCUGAAGAUAAGGAGUUAAGGGCAUUUGGUGUUAUGAAAUCGCACAACUCCAACCUUGAUGAAUAUGAAGAAUCAUCUCCUGGUCCUUCUCACUCUGUCCUGCGUUCCUCUUCCUCUCCUCCUCCGCGAUCAGAAGAUCUCAGAGUGAGUUUUCGACAGGAAUAUUCAAACAGCAUUCUAAAGAUAAGGCCUUCCUGUAGGACUUUAAAACAAAAAGCAUCUCCUUUAUCAUGGAGAACUGAUCAGCAGUCAGUACUCAGUCCUACAUGGCACACACCAGAGAUCAGAUCUUUAAAUUUGGACUCUGAGCCUACAGAAGGAACCAAUAAACCCUGGGACGUGAAUUUUAGGGAUGUUGUGUUGUCACGGACCUCAAUGAAUCACCCUUUGGCUGAAACAGACACAGAGCUGGAAUCACAUACUGACAGACUGCUCCGCCUUACUAGGGACUUGUAUGAAGCGACCCACCUACCUGAUGCUGCCAUACAAUUUUUUGAGAUGAGACAAGAAGAAAGAUCACCAAUACAUAGACUCUGCAUGAAUUCCUUAUUACAGGCAUACAAACAGGAGAUCCAGCCGACACCUAAACAACAGCUGAAAACCAAGGAACAGGUGAUCUUUCCAGAAGCCCAGAGAAGCUCUUUGCCUGGUCCAGCUGUCCAGCCCUGUGGCCCUGAUGUGUGUGCUGUGCUGAAAACUCUGCUGGACCUGGUGGAUGAGCACUGGAAUGGACAAUUCUCUCUCCAUCUCAAUCCUAACUUUAUGGCGAAAGCCAUCCUCCUUCUGUUACCUCUGACUAACCCUGUUCCACCAUCCCAACCUGAGGACAAGAAUAUAAGAGGAAGUAAGGAUGAGCAGAAAGAAAAGCAGGAGAGCAGAGAAUGGUGGGAUGUGGAGAAAUCAAGGCAGGUAAAGCGCAGACUGGGGAAUGAACUGGGUGGAAAUGAGGAGUGGAAAAGCUGUGGAGAACACCGAUCAGCAUUUGAUGUCUCCGAGGUUAGACAACUGAAGAGACAACUUGCCAAAACUCAGCGUGAACAGGAAUCAUUGAAGACAAGACUGAUCUCAGCUUUAAAAGAGAACUUCAUUUUGCGAGCAGAGAAAAUGAAAAUAAAGACAUGUUUGGAAAGUGACACUACACUGUUGGACUUGGGGGUACAUCUGGACAGAGAAACACAAGUUCUUCAACAACAAGACAAACUCUUAAAGCAGCUGGAACGUACAGUGCAUCUUCUACAGGACAAUCACAGAUCCUCUGUAUCCCGUAAUGAAUUGCUACAGUAUUUGAUCAAAAGAACCAGCAAAAGCAGUAAAACAUUAUAAAUCUAUUGAAUCAAUAGUGGUAUAAUGAACAGUUUGUAUAUUUUAUUGUGUAUGUGUUCAAGGCUGAACUUUAAAUGUAUUUAUUUUUUGUUGUUAUAGUAUGUCACAUGCCUAAAUGAUACGUUUAAAUGUAAGGUUUAAAAUGGUAAAGAUGCCACUGUUCUCUAAUCCCUCUGCGAGUAUAAAUAUAUUAAUCAUCUCACGGUGUGAGUCCAUCUGCAUUAACGCAGAAUAACCACUUUUACGAUAAACAAUAAAACAAUAACCUGUUCUCUUAAAAACAA